AACGCUCAUCCCGAAUCUAGAAUCCACCUGUGCAUCAGCCCAUCAUCCUUCUGAGUGGCCGACAACAUGAGCUUUACGUUUCAGUCAUCGUUCCAGUCAAGCUUCCAGACCAUCUCCGGCUUCAGCGUCCCCUAUGUGAGUCUUAUCUCUGGAGGAUUGAAAGCUGGGAAAGCCAUCUUCAUUCAGGGAGCGGUUCCCUCUGGAUCUGACAGCUUUGUGGUCAAUCUGAAGUGUGGGGAGUCUGAAGGAGAUGACAUUGCCUUUCAAAUCAAACCCCAGUUUAGCAGCAACUGCACAGUCCUAAACAGCCGGCAAAAUGGGUCAUGGGGAAAAGAGGAGAAACUGGAAUUACCUUUAAAACAGGGGAGCAGCUUUGAUCUGAUCAUUGCCGUAAAUUCUGAAAAUUAUCAGGUGUAUAUGAGCGGAUGCGAAGUUGGCCGAUUUCAGCAUCGUAUAUCUCUGGAACGUGUCAUCGCUCUGAGUGUUGAAGGAGAGGUUUCUUUAACAAACGUGGUGUUUACUGAGAACUUUGCUGGAUCCUCCAUCUUUGGGCAGAGCGUGAGUAUGAUCCACUCACAGAAUGGGACUAUGACUUUUGAAGAACAUUCAUCUGUGCUGAAUGGAAGCUGGUCUUUGAUGGGUGCCGAACAUAAUCUGUCAGCUAUCCAACCACCGGCUGAACUUUCACUAAACAACCCAGUGCAAAAUCCUAUCCUUCCUUAUGUGGGCCCAAUUUCAGGAGGACUGAGAGAAGGCAUGGCCUUGUACUUGCAAGGAGUUGUUCCCACUAAUGCUGACCGUUUUGAAAUAAAUUUCAAGACUGGGCAGUCCGAGGGCGAUGACAUUGCUUUCCACUUCAACCCUCGAAUGGAGAAGAAGGUGGUCAUGAACAGCUUCAGGAACGGUGGAUUUGAGGCAGAGGAAAGUGUCUCUGAUAACCCCUUUAAAAAGGGACAAGCUUUUGAGAUGUUCACUGUCAUCAAAUCCGAAGGAUAUCAGGUAUACGUGAAUGGCAAGGAGCAGUACACAUUCAGGCACCGUAUACCAUUGGAAAAAGUGUCAGCGUUAAAUAUCACUGGAGAUGUUGCAGUGAACCUUUUUGGCUUCAUACAAAACUGGAGCACAUCUUCAUUUCCUACAGAAGUUACAACAAAAAUCAUCAGUCUGGGCAGCUCACGUGGGGAACGUUCAACCGUACAGGCAGAGAUCUUGCAGCCAGUCCAAAACCCUAUCCUUCCUUAUGUGGGCCCAAUUUAUGGAGAACUGAGAGAAGGCAUGGCCUUGUACUUUCAAGGAGUUGUUCCCACUAAUGCUGACCGUUUUGAAAUAAAUUUCAAGACUGGGCAGUCCGAGGGCGAUGACAUUGCUUUCCACUUCAACCCUCGAAUGGAGAAGAAGGUGGUCAUGAACAGCUUCAGGAACGGUGGAUUUGAGGCAGAGGAAAGUGUCUCUGAUAACCCCUUUAAAAAGGGACAAGCUUUUGAGAUGGUCACUGUCAUCAAAUCCGAAGGAUAUCAGGUAUACGUGAAUGGCAAGGAGCAGUACACAUUCAGGCACCGUAUACCAUUGGAAAAAGUGUCAGCGUUAAAUAUCACUGGAGAUGUUGCAGUGAACCUUUUUGGCUUCAUACAAAACUGGAGCACAUCUUCAUUUCCUACAGAAGUUACAACAAAAAUCAUCAGUCUGGGCAGCUCACGUGGGGAACGUUCAACCGUACAGGCAGAGAUCUUGCAGCCAGUCCAAAACCCUAUCCUUCCUUAUGUGGGCCCAAUUUCUGGAGGACUGAGAGAAGGCAUGGCCUUGUACUUUCAAGGAGUUGUUCCCACUAAUGCUGACCGUUUUGAAAUAAAUUUCAAGACUGGGCAGUCCGAGGGCGAUGACAUUGCUUUCCACUUCAACCCUCGAAUGGAGAAGAAGGUGGUCAUGAACAGCUUCAGGAACGGUGGAUUUGAGGCAGAGGAAAGUUUCUCUGAUAACCCCUUUAAAAAGGGACAAGCUUUUGAGAUGGUUCACUGUCAUCAAAUCCGAAGGAUAUCAGGUAUACGUGAAUGGCAAGGAGCAGUACACAUUCAGGCACCGUAUACCAUUGGAAAAAGUGUCAGCGUUAAAUAUCACUGGAGAUGUUGCAGUGAACCUUUUUGGCUUCAUACAAAACUGGAGCACAUCUUCAUUUCCUACAGAAGUUACAACAAAAAUCAUCAGUCUGGGCAGCUCACGUGGGGAACGUUCAACCGUACAGGCAGAGAUCUUGCAGCCAGUCCAAAACCCUAUCCUUCCUUAUGUGGGCCCAAUUUCUGGAGGACUGAGAGAAGACAUGGCCUUGUACUUUCAAGGAGUUGUUCCCACUAAUGCUGACCGUUUUGAAAUAAAUUUCAAGACUGGGCAGUCCGAGGGCGAUGACAUUGCUUUCCACUUCAACCCUCGAAUGGAGAAGAAGGUGGUCAUGAACAGCUUCAGGAACGGUGGAUUUGAGGCAGAGGAAAGUGUCUCUGAUAACCCC
Messenger RNA from Megalobrama amblycephala (Wuchang bream), 2500 nucleotides. RefSeq lists its product as uncharacterized. Gene Ontology annotation, molecular function: carbohydrate binding. Bases 67 to 2349 code for a protein of 760 amino acids. NCBI's taxonomy places the organism in Eukaryota, Metazoa, Chordata, Actinopteri, Cypriniformes, Xenocyprididae. The transcript is spliced from 19 exons. The record is from RefSeq and is a predicted model, not a curated record.